AUGGGCGAAUCGAUUUCAAUCAUAACGUUAGCGCCUAUGAUCCUUACCAAAUUCAUCAUGUUAAAAAUUAAUGAAGGUGGAGAAAGGUCAAAACAUAUUGAGAAUAAUGUUAAUAGUAUACCUUAUGAAAGAGUUGGUUGUAUACUCCCCAUCAUAACACUAGUACUCAAGAAUUAUAAAAACUAG
Molecule: messenger RNA, 186 nt
Organism: Funneliformis caledonium
Lineage: Eukaryota; Fungi; Glomeromycota; Glomeromycetes; Glomerales; Glomeraceae
Source: the annotation of a GenBank genome assembly